CUAUACUUUUUGCACUGUUCACUGCCUUCUGAAAGCACAAAAAGAGAGUCUUCUAAGUCAGAGGAGUGAGUGAGGAUGAGUUCCAAAGCUCAGAAAAUGGAAUUAAAUGAUGGUCACUCCAUUCCUGUACUGGGCUUUGGCACCUAUGUGACUGAAGAGCAUCUCAAGAAAAAGUCUAUGGAAUCUACCAAAAUAGCUAUAGAUGUUGGAUUCCGCCACAUUGAUUGUUCUCACUUCUACCAAAAUGAAGAAGAGGUGGGACAGGCCAUUCGAAGCAAGAUUGAAGAUGGCACUGUGAAAAGGGAAGAUAUAUUUUAUACUUCAAAGCUUUGGUCAACUUCCCAUCGUCCAGAGUUGGUCAGACCCAGCUUGGAAAGUUCACUGAGGAAACUUAAUUUGGACUAUGUUGACCUCUAUCUCAUUCAUUUCCCAGUGUCUCUGAAGCCAGGGGACAAUCUUUUACCUCAAGAUGAGCAUGGAAAUUUAAUACUUGACAAAGUGGAUCUCUGUGCUACAUGGGAGGCCAUGGAGAAGUGUAAGGAUGCAGGAUUAGCCAAGUCCAUUGGGGUGUCAAACUUUAACCGUAGGCUGCUGGAAAUGAUUUUGAACAAACCAGGUCUCAAGUAUAAGCCUGUGUGCAAUCAGGUCGAAUGUCAUCCUUACCUUAACCAGAACAAGCUGCUGGAUUACUGCAAGAUGAACGAUAUUGUUCUGGUUGCCUAUGGUGCUCUGGGAACUCAGAGAUAUAAAAAUUGUACUAAUGAGGAUACCCCAGUUCUCUUGGAAGAUCCAGUUCUUUGUGCCAUGGCAAAGAAGUACAAGCGGACUCCUGCCCUGAUUGCCCUUCGCUACCAGCUGCAGCGUGGAAUUGUGGUCCUGGCCAAGAGCUUCAAUGAGGAGCAUAUCAGGGAGAACAUGCAGGUUUUUGAUUUCCAGUUGGCUUCAGAUCAUAUGAAAAUUCUAGAUGGUUUGGACAGAAAUUUACGGUAUUUUCCUGCUGAUAUACCAAAGGCAAUUCCAUCAUCUCUGUGCCCCAGGUCAGCAGCUCUUACCCCUCUCCAUAUGGAACUGGCUUUAAUAAUAUCAAACCUCUCAUUUUCUCUGCAUUGUAUGUGUGUUCAGGACUUAGACAAACAUUUUCUCAAGAAAGUCUGGAUUCUUGUGGUUCAAGGCUCAUCCCAGCUUUCCAUUCUGUGAUGAGUAUUAACAUGGAGGUCGUUGCCAUGGGUCUAUUAGAAGCUCUUGUGUGUGAUACUGGACUCUGAUAUGCUGAAAGCUGAAUAUAUAACCUUCAAUCAUGUUGCUUAGAAACUCACCCUCAGUUUGAGCUAUGAGUAUAUGUGAGGUAGCAAAAGUACUAAAUUUUAGUUCUUUUCUGCAGAUAAAUAAAAAUAGUUUUCUUCAGCCUCA
This is a messenger RNA of Myodes glareolus (Bank vole), 1410 nucleotides long. The record is from RefSeq and is a predicted model, not a curated record. Lineage: Eukaryota; Metazoa; Chordata; Mammalia; Rodentia; Cricetidae.